GGGUGUGAACUGGCACGCAACGACUCGCUGCCAUGGAUGCACAAUGUGAAGCAGCACUGCGACCUUCUCGACAUGGCAAAGAGCUUAAAAUCGGAUGGCUUUGCGACUGACCUGGCACUGGCUAAGCGGCUUCCUUUGGUUCCGCUUGGCGUGUGCUAACCCGACCGACUCUGCGCGACUCUUGCAAGAGGUGACCAAUACCACCACGACCACUUCUACUUCCACAACUCUGACUGCGACAACCUCGACACUCACAAACACUACAUCUACAACCUCAUCUACAUCAUCAACAUCCACAACGUCUAGCAGCACCAGCAGCACUAGCUUGACUUCCUCACUGACAAGCUCCUCAACCACAUCAACCAGUGAAACCUUCACUAGCAUAACCACAUCAACGCUCACCAGUACUUCACUUCCUCCUGUUUUGCCAGCUCGAUUGAUUUUGACCAUUGAGUUUCUUGGAGUCGCAGAUCAAUACUGUGACUCUCAAAAUUGCAGCGAAGUGCAGAUUCCUGCAGGACUGGAAAUUCGCGCUUUGCGGCUUCAGUCGCCUGAUGACAGCUACGAUUGGGGAAGUGACCCACGACUGCUGCUGGCACACCGCUUUGCAGGAUUCGAUGAACAAGCCGCAAGGCGAGGCCAGUGCGUCCAUGAGAAUGCGCGUGUGCAGGUUGGCACAUAUUUGCGUGUGGAGCCAGAGGAAUGGGGUGAUGGGGUACAGGCCGUGACGGACACCGGCGACUUGCUUUCCGAUGCAGGCUUUCUACCCCUCACCUUCCGCGAAGGCGGCGAAUUUGCGCUGUGCUUCACAGAAAACAACGACUUCUCCGGUGGGCAUGUGGACCUGGUUCCGAUCACCUUUGCAGUGCUUGGUGCUUACGACUCGAGCUGUUCGAACACUGCGGCCUCGCCGUGCCUCCCUGCGCGCGUGCAGUACUGCUACCUGCUGCAAGGUGCCUAUAGCCCAGCUUGCGUGGUGAGCUUUGAUUGGGAUAGUCAGCAAGGAGUCUUGGGCAAUGUGUCCGAAAUCAAGAUCUCCUGGACGUCUCCUUGGGACAUCACCUUCAGUGAUGGCUCCGUGGCAUCUGUGCAACGCCCUGGUUGCGAGACCGUCGGUUCCGAGAACUUUCUAUGUGCGGAUGGAGACCGAUGCGAUGCGGGGGAUUUCUUUCUUGACCUGGACGCGAAUGCCUCUGCCUCAUUGCGAUCUCGAGGGGACCUCACCGGAAGUACCUUCAAAGGCUACACAGUGUCAGUGUGCAUGUGUGCACUCGGAGAUUGCCUGCAGCCCGAGCUCUUCCUGCAGGAGGUGGGAGUUCUUCACUUCUUCGCAGCCGGUCUGUGCCUGCCUGGAAGCUGUGGGGAAACCGUUGGGGCCAUUGCGGCAAUAUAUCCAAUGCUGCUGCAGGUAUUUUGCCCAGGCGAUGCAUGUCAAGUUUCAGAUCUUCGUGGGUCUCGUUUGAAGCUCAUCGACCCAGGGGUCGACACCUCUCGUAGCUGGGAUCGCAACAACGGGUGCCGCACCGCUUGGCAAAGCCCGCUGCAGACCUCCCCUCCGAACUGCGUGAAUCCUGCGAGCUGCGCCUUGUCCGGCGGGGAGCGGCAAGAUGUCAAAGUCUUCGGGGCAGGAGCUGAAGGUCCGUUCCAAUUCCUGCAAGAUCGGCCGGAGGGGGCAACCUACGAGGUGAAGCGGCUGGAGCUGUGCUUCUGCCUGGAAGACUGCGAGAGCGAUGCGAGGCUCCCCAGCUUCUUCAAGGUGGGGCAGCUGUCGCUGCUGCCUCUGCGGCCGAUGGCCUCGGCUUUGCCGUGGCAGGUCCCGGGGCGCCAGGGACGCCUCGGAAUUGACCUCGGGGAGGGGCCAGAGGAGUCGUUUCAGCCGGCUGCAAUGGAGGUGCCACCAGCGGGUGUGCGGAAUGCUGAGGUGAAGCUUCUGUCGGAUAACUCGCUGAGUUUGGGGGACAUGGAUUGCCUGACAUCCUUGGCUGCCUACCGCAAUGCAUCCUCACCUCACUUUCUGCUGCUUUCGCUUGGCAAUUCGACGGAAUUCGAGGAGUCGGAGGUCCUCCUGGCGUUGACUGGCCAGCUGGAACAAGACAGCUCAAAGAUCACUUUCAACAACAGCAUCUCUUUGUCCUUGAAUCGUCCUGGGCGUGUGGCAGUGUGCUAUUGCGGAAGUGAGGCUAGCCAAUGUCCCUCGGAUCUCUGGAGAAUCAUUUCACACUUCACAGUCCGUGGCCCGAGUCUGGCAAACGAUUUGACUCCAAGUCAAGGAUGGACAGUCAGCGUGGGCGUACACUUCGGUUUGCAGCUUACCGGCUGGGGCCUGCUGGCAACCGACCGAAUUCUGAUUCCACAGGGCGGCUGCCAGGCCUUGGAAGACUCGAUUCAUGUGGGCUGCCCUGGUGCUUGCCAGCCACAGAGCGAGCGGAGCGAGGGCAUCUCUCUGCAAGUCCUGGACUUCGCGACUGUGCCGUGUGGUGGAGUGGCUGAGGACACGGGACAAUGCCCUCAGGUUCUGGUGGAAGCCGUUCACGUCUCUCACCUCGGGGCUGAGAUCACCUUUGGCUCCGUGCCGACGGGGCUGGCACCCGGUGACGUCUUGAGCUUGGGCGAGCAAGUCGCUUGCGCGAACGAGAGCAGCGAAAUGGGGUGGUGCUCGGUGGAGGAUGAAGAUGAACUUCGAGGUAUUUACGCAGCUCCCGGAGCGGACCCCCAGAACUCCUCCGUCUUGGGUGACUCCCACUAUCUCGUGGGAAGGACGCUGCAGUCUACUCCUGAUCCAAGAACUUUCAGACUCGAUGCCGUGUGGCCAUCAAGCAGAAUGCCUUCCUUUCAGAUUCAAGGCGAAGGGCUCCAAUGGGUCGUGCACAACAAGGGCCACACUGCCACGGAGCUUUUGGCCACAGAGCCGGCUGAGCUACCGGUUUGCUGGCAGCCUUUACACGGUGCUCCGCUUCUGGCGGGGAGCCUUUCCGUUGUCCAAGCCGCCAGCUUGCAGUGCAGCGUGUACCUCACAGCCCUGGGCCGCAAUGAGAUUGCUCCGGCGUUGAUGAGCUUUAAAGCCGGCGGCCUUGAAGGACAGCAGGGGGGCACGCAGCAGCUGCGCCUGGAAUUUCCCAGCGGCCUUCUAUUUGGUAUCCGCGCCGCGAGCGACGCGAGCGAUGGCGAUUUGGAAGAGGUUGCUGGGCAAAGGUCGCCAGAAGGGGCCGAGCAAGCACUCUGUGGCCGUCUCUUCAAGGAAAUGUGGUCAGAUGACCCAGACGGCUUCCCUAUGCCGCAAGGGUGCUAUCUUCAGCGGCCGACAAAUGCUUCAUGGGCGGUGGGGCUGGUAUUCUCAUCGGCCAAGUUGAAGGCCCACACCUCGUAUCAGCUGGUUCUUCGCGGGAAAGUGGGCGAAGCUGAACUGGGGCAAGAGGUGGCCCGCGCCAUGGUCAUGGGCGACAUCCUGCUCCAGCCUUUUCACGUUCUGGAGAUGGGCCCCGGCAUACUUCAGAGUGUGCCACAGGUGCCUGCCUCCAUGUCUGGCGAGCCAGACUUGCGCAGUUGCACGGUGCUGGGCGGUACCAAUGGUAUUCUUGAGCUUGGGCCCGGAGUUCCUCUCCAACUCUCCCUAGAAGCUGGCAGCUCUUUGCGUGCAGUGCGCCGGGGGAAUCUUCUGAGACUUUACUUGUGGCCCUUGCUGGGAUGGGAAUUGGAUGCAGGGCCUUGUCAAGCUAUGUGCAGCAUGCAGGGUGGCUGUGGGUUUGUGGACUGCGAAACCUUUGCAAUCGAAGACGGCGCCAAUCGCAGCAAUGCGGUGAAGAUGACCCUGCCAAACGACCUUGAUGCCAUUUACGGUAGCGUGCAGAACGUCUUUGAAGUGAGCCUCACCCCUCCACCUGGAGGAUUCUUUCCUGGCCGUCUGGGCGUUCAGGUCACCACUGAGACCGACGCCUUUCCUUCCUACUGCAUCACUUCCGGAAGCUUUAUCUACAGGAGCGUCACCGCCGUAGCUGGCUUGCUGGACACGGCUGGAAAUGAGCGCCCAUUUCAGCAGCAGACUGGCAAUAUCCUGUAUGCCAAAUUCCGGCUUGGUGCCACGCUCCAUAGUGAAUACUCGGGUUUUGCAGCCUCACUUGAAAUCAGCCCACCUGGCUACAGCUGCAUAGCGGCAGGGGCCGCAGACCUGGCCUCAGGAGAGGCUGGCUCGCUUGAGGACGCUGGAUGGAGCAACCAGGGCCAAAGCUGCCUUUACAGCCUGCCUGAAGGCAUGGCAAUAUUUGCCGGCUCCUCCAUCAUGGUUCGCCUGCAGGUGAACAACCCCUCACUACCUCGACAGCGGGAGGAUGUCAUGAACACCUGGUUUUUGGGACUUCGGUCAAGUGGCUCCUCAAUGUCCUUCCGGAGCCUGAACCUCUCAGCCUUUGACUUGGCGACUGAGCUGGGCGCCAAUUAUAGCUCAUCGAGAUCCAUCCUGGGAGUGAUCACCGACGCCACGAUUCAACCCUUGAUGCAGCAGCCCACUCUGCCAUUUCUCCAGCCUGCCGAACAAAGUUUCACGGCAGUGCAAAUCUUCUUUCGGCCAUCGCAAGAUGUGCUUGCAGGAGGUGCCGUGCUGGUUCAGGCCGCGCCUGGGUUUAGUUUUGGCACUUGCCAAUCUUCGGACCUACCCGCAAGCAGCCACUACUACUUUGAUUAUUCCUCCGGCACCCAGAGCACUUCUCCUUUGCCACAGCUGAGUUGCGAGACUUCCAGCAACUCACCCUUCCAUGCGUUGAUCAGACUGAAGUCUCGGAUUUUUGCCUCUCAGAUGUAUGCCUGGCAAAUCACCGUUCGGAUGCCUCCAGUAGAUCUCUAUGAUGAAAACUACGGCUGGUACUUAUACACCCAAACUGCUGCUGGCAGUUUGGUUGAUGGCACGACAACCGCGGUGCCGGCUGCCAACCGAGAUGUGUUUAAGCUCUAUCACAGAUCCUUGCCGCUGCAGGCGGCCUUCUCCAGCCUCCAGCCUUUCGAGCUCUCGGGCACCGAGUCCACGCUCCAGCUGCUCUUCCGCCUUGGAAUCCCCGUCACCGGUGCUCUGCGGCUCACGAUGCCCGAAGGCUUCAGCUUCAACUUCCCGUCCAGUAGCUUCAUUUCCCUCGCGGGGAAUCGCUCCGACGGCGGCGACGUUGUGCCCGGCGCGACUUCGGAUUGGCCGGCAGGAGUACCAGCGCAAUCAUCAAGUAUAUUGACUUGGUCAACAUCGUCGUACAUGCCCUUGGAGGUGUAUGGCUUUCUGGCACCGCUGAUUCUUUCUCGCAAUCCAACAGAGUCUACAAACUCGAUCCUUCUGGAGUUUGGGUACGACGAUGAUUGGAGCCCAGCUCAAUGGGAGAUUCUGCGCACCACCGGCUGCCAAUCAACAUGCGCAGAUGGUCAGAGUUAUUCGAGAUCUCUGGAAGAUGCAAAUGCAUUGCAAAUCCUACGGACGACUUGUCGGCAAGCCUGCCUUUUAGACUUCUCCUGCGCUGAGAUUGAGAUUCGGUUUGCCGCCAGCGCGGCGAGUUGUUCGCUCUGCCCCUACCAGUCAUGUACGCGCGUGGAGCGUUCCGACGCAGAGAUCCACCCGCUGCGGUCGCUGCCCCGCCCCUUCGCGGCGCUCCAAGCGGCCCCGCUGCUCCGGGCGCUCAUGGGCGCCAAGGUGUCUUUCCGCACGCGGCGCGCGGGCGCCACCAGCGUCGCCCGAUUUCAGCUCCGCAUCGUCACAGCGGUCCCGGCACGCGGCGCCUUGAUCAUCGAAGCACCCGAGGGCUUCGAUUUCUCGGAACAAUGUCAUCCUCAGGAUGUUCUUCUGAAUCUUUCAGAUGCGAUCCUGCGCAGCAUGGGUGACGGAACUGUGGGAUGUUCCUUCUUUCGGCUUCUGGGGGUUCCGCGCCUGCAGCUUCAGGGAGAUUUGGAGCCAGGACUCUACAGCUUUGAGCUCCCUGUGCAGAAUCCAGUAUCCUUGGACGCUUCAGCGAUUGACAGCACUUGCGGUGCUGCUCAAUGCUGGCUCUUCUCGACUGUGGAGGAUGCUUCAGCCGGUGUUCCUCGCGAGCUGGAUCGGCGAAUUGCCGCCGCUUCUCCUCAGCUGCUUCAGACUAUGUCUUUGGCGGGACUGCAAGAUGUCAAUGCUCCGCAGCGAAUCCUGACCGGCCGCAACGACCAGCCCCAAGCUGUGAACAAUUUGAUAUUAUUCUUCAUGCUGUCGAACGACUUGGAACAGAGCACUGCAACGCUGCAGCUGACCGCACCUGAUUUCUUCUUAUUUGCUGAAGACUGCCGGGAAGGGUUCGUCAUUGACGAGAACUCCGUCUUUGGCGUUGGGCAGCCAUUCCCGAGUGGAUUUCAGCCUCUGCCUCCUGUGUCAAUAGGGUGCUACGGCAACAUGGAGAUGGCCAUGGCGAGCCUGACGCCAGCAACUCUGUCCGCCGAUGUCAAGUACGCCUUCCGAGUGCAAGUUCAAAAUCCUCCCUCGCCGCCGACAGUCAACACUUGGAGCUUGACCAUUGCUGACGAAGCCAGCGAGCUCUUCGACUCAUUUCUGCUUUGGCAGAUCCAAGAUGGCAGGUUCAUGCCAUCAUCCAUCGCAGCCAACAGCACUGACUCCGAGGUGGGGUCGUGCUCCGUUGUGAGCUCCAUGAGGUCGCCGCCCUUGAAACUCCGGUUCCGCGUGGGCAGCGGCUUCCAGCAGCUGCGGGUAGAGGCGCCAGCAGGUUGGAGGUUGCUGGACACCUUCUGUGCCUUCGGACUUGAGGGAGCAGUGAUUCGCUCGGGUGGAAAUACCACCUGCGCGCUGGAUGCCGACAACAUGCUCAGAGUGCGUCUCGUGAGCAGUGCAGACGCUUGGCCGGGAGGUGCCGCGUAUGAGCUGUGGAUAGCCGCAGAGGUUUCAGCGGAUGCCUCCGGGUCCUGGCAACUGCAGACUUACAGGUUGGAUGUGCCAUCGGGGGCGGAGAUCAUCAAAGAGCUGAUCUAUGACGUGGGUCAUGUUUCAGGGCCCCGAGUUCAUCCGCAGACCGGUUGGAAUGUCAUCCGCAGAAGCGAGCCGUUCGGGGAUGUUCUGGUGAACACAACUUUGGUCAUGGUGCCUGGAUCUCUCAUGGCCGGAGAUGCCGUGGCGAUCACAGCACCCAGUGGGUUCAACUUGGCGGACUCCUUCGGCAAUUGCUGGCACGUGGACGUAUUUACAGAUUCAAUUCCUGCUGAUGUAAGCUGCGAUCGGCAACAAGCACGCUUAUUGCAAGCAGCCGCGCGGGAUGCUACAUGUUUCGCACGAACCUUGAACCUGUACAUCAAUUCAUCCUGGUCAGCAUUGAUGGACGGAAUGCUACUGCUGGACGUUCAGGCCUUCAGUUCCAGCCUUCCGCCUGCUGAAGAGGACAACUUUUGGUCCGUCGCCAUUGGGCGAAACGGAUCCCUGGCCGAAGGCGGCCACGCAAUGUCCUGGAUCAUAGUUCCUCGCGUGAAGGAGCCGCGCUUGGAGCUUCUGUCGACCUUCAGGCGAGCCGGGGCUUUUCCGGUCCAGCUGCGUGUCUCCUUCGGCGCACGUGUCGCUGCUGAUCGUUGGGAGCUCGAGGCGAGACAGCCUGACGACUUUGACUUCUCCCAAGUGCUUGCUUCAAUGGAGACGGCGGGAGACCUGGCAGGCACGUUCUUGGAGCUGCGCGAAGUCCCGGUGGAUCCGAACAAAACCUGGAUCUGCAGCAGAGCAGCCGCCAUGGUGGCAGACAUGCGCUACACCAUAACGCUGGACGAGGUUCGCCUGCCUGACGCAGCCGGAGCCGUUGGCUUUCAGGUUCACACCUACAUCGCCGACCGCUUGAGCAACAGCGGGCCCGUGACACCGUCUUUCUCCGUGGUCAGCAACAUUGAGGCGAGCAAUUUCCGAGUGCUGCGGCAAGAUGAUGGCCUUCAUCCCGUUGCUCAAGUUUUGCUUGGCCCUCGCCCAGCCCGGCUUGGAAGACUCACCUCGGUUCAUAUCAGCCUCCAGUUGGAUGCCAGCGCUGGCCAGCUCUUCCGGCUGGCCGUGGAGAGCGUGCUCCUGCAGGAGAUGAUGCUGUCGCAUUCACAAAAUCCCUGUUCCAGGACCUCCGCGACACAAGACGCCGGGGAGUUGGUGGUGGAAGUCCUUUGCAACAUCACCGCCAGCCUCGAGAGUGAACUCGAGGUCCAGGCGGUCUUUCCAGCUCUCCCUGAAGGAGCCUUUCCAGCCUGGACCCUGGAAGUGCAGGAGAUGCUUCCAAAUUUGACGCGGGUCACCGUCAGCAGCAACGACGGCCAGUUCGCUCCAGCACUUCCCUUGGCCAGCACCUUUACUUUUCUCGUCUCGCCAGUCUCCGUCGCACCAAAUUCCGAGGUUGUCCUCCAAGUCAGUCUUGAUCCCGGUGGAGCGGAGGUGACCCACGUAGAAUUGGUGGCUCCCGUGGGAGUGACUUUUCCGGCCAACUGCUUGGCGUCAUCGAGCCGCAGCAUACUGAGCUGUCUUGCGCAGCCCCAAGAGGGUCGCAAGAACGUAACCCUUACGCUCACAUCGGCGGCUACGGUUGAGAGAUCACGGAUGGAUGAUAUCUUCAUUCGAGUGCACAACCCCGCCAGCACGGACCCGGAUGAGUGGAACCGAUGGCUUGCGAUUGGUCGUGUCGGGCAAGAUGGUGCGGAGGUUGGAUGGGGCUACACCGAUGAAGACUACGGCAUCACACCCAUGGUGGCAGCCCUUGAGUAUGCCCCGGUGCAGGGCAAUGUAACCCUGAAGCUCUCCGUACAGGUGUCAGCACGAGCUCUUGCUGAUCUAAACGCAGCCGGUUCGCGCUCUUUCCUGGAGCUGAGCUACCGUGGUUCUGCGAGUUCGGCGGAGGCAGCCCUUCUCCGAUGCGACCUGGGCGAUCCGGACCAGGAGAAGGGCUGGAGGCAAGAAGAAGAUCUUUGGUUUCGGCAAGCAGGGUGGCAUGCAUUGGAAUUGCCGGCUGGCCUGACUUUGGAGCUGCAGCCUUGCAACGCCUCGGGGGCUCCGCGUGCUGUGUUUGAGAUGGCGGGUGUACAGGAGGGCUUGCUAUCGCUAGCUGUGGAGGCCACCUUGGUUGCUCCGCUCAUUCCCAGCCUGGUCCCUGUGGCUCGUUGGGAUGUUACCUUGCUGGAUUCCAGCGACCACAUCGUGGAUAUGUACCCAGGCCUAGAAGCACCAGCAUGGUGGAGUCGGCAAUGGUCGCUGCAGCCGUUGCUUCUCUCCUGGGAAGGCCGUGCAGCUUUGGGAGCGCAGGUUGCAGUCACUCUCGUGCUCAAGUCUCAAGCGGGAGAUGCACCGACGACGAUUUGUUUGCGUCCACCUUCUACCUUUGCAGAAGGAGCUCCCGCGGCCGGCUUCAAACUCUUCCUUGGACCGAGUGCUACGCUCGCAGAUCGCCUCAAGCUUGUGCCGAUUGGCUGGCCGUGGAUCAAGAAAGCGGAUGUGUUCACCAAUCGAAUCUGCUUCGACACGGAAAGUGGCAACAUCAGCUCAUCCUCCCCUGGCACUCGGUAUUCAUUUUCCGUGUUUGCUCAAUUGCCUGCCCAAAGCGGCAACUGGCCCGUUCACAGCCUCUGGGAACUGCAGCUCUGCCGCUUGGGGUGCUUGAACAGCAGCCAGGAGGCAACAUUCAACUUGCUUGGCUUCCAGCAGAAUGAGGCCUACCCCGGAAAGACAGUGGAGACGAAUCGCUGCCAAAGAGCGGCACCUCUAUUUGCUUUUCUUGCCUGGCUGGCUUGUUAGAAGCGUGUCUGCAUCAUGCCCCAGACACCCGGUGGCGCCCCUUUCGCCUU
This is a messenger RNA of Effrenium voratum, 9798 nucleotides long. NCBI's taxonomy places the organism in Eukaryota, Dinophyceae, Suessiales, Symbiodiniaceae. The record is from the annotation of a GenBank genome assembly.